UUUUUCCUGCUCUUUAUAUACUUUUCAUCUUUUUUGAGUUGAAACCAAAUCUCGAUCUUCUCUCCUCACUCCAUGGCGAUCAAACCGAAUGGAAAAUCCCCUGUUACCUCCGAUCACGAUGACAAAAUCAUGCUUUUCCGCGAUGUCACACCGGGUCCCCACGAAACCCAGCUGCGUUUCCGCUUGAUUCAUUUUUGGGAGGCUUGGAAUCCUCUCAAGAAGACGCUAAUUGGGAUUGAGAUGCUGUUAAUUGACGAGCAGGGAUCUGUUAUCCAAGGAUUCCUUUCGCCGAGCCGUAUUGAGAGACAUUUGUCUAAAAUGAAGCCUGGAUCGCUUUACAAGCUCAACAAUUUUUAUGGAUCAAGCAACAAAACCAUGUAUCGGGUUUCUGAUCAUGCUGUGACGGUGUCGUUCUCAUGGAACUCGGAGCUCUCUGUUCUUGAAGACAGUCCCACUCCUUUUGAUGAAGACAGAUUCCGUUUUCAUUCCUUUGAGGAAUUUCAAGCUGGCUGUGAUCGCAAAGGAGACCUCUACGAUGUUCUUGGGCACAUGAAGCUGGUUAAUGGUCAGUGUAUCACUGGGACCCCGGUUCUUGAUGAAGUGGAAAUAGCUAGGGCGAGGCAUGUGUUGGUUCAUGUGCAGUCAUACGAUGGACCUGUGGUGAAGCUCUACCUUUGGGACCAGGCUGCAAGAGACUUCUGCAAAAAAUUCAAAUCAUACGAACGCACCCCCACCGUGUUAUUGGUGACGACCGUUAACACCAAGAGUCUCGGAGGUACUCUUGCACUGACUACAAUGUCCUCCUCACGUGUCUUUAUGGAGUGCGACGUCCAGCCUACGGUCGACUACUUUAGCUGGUUGGGCUCUAACCCACAGAGUGCUGAGUUGGUCAAUGCAGAAGUGGUUACUAAAAGGGAGACACUGACCAUAGGAGAAAUAUUCUCCUACAUCAGGGAUGGAUCUAAUAAGGAGGCUUUUUUUGAGUGCACGGCUACGAUUGAUGAUGUGGUCCAUGGUUCAACCUGGUAUUACAUAUCAUGCAGUGGUUGCCAUACUAAGGCUACGAAAGGGCCAACUUCUUUGAUGUGUUCAAAAUGUGGGAAAGUCAACAUAUCAGGAGUACCACAGUACCGUGCACAGAUAUCUGUCUAUGACAACAGUGAGCAAGCUGUUUUUGUUCUGCUUGGUGAUGCUGGUUUUGAGUUAACCGGGAAGCAUGCAGCCGAGUUAGUCAGCAGCUAUUUUGAGUCUAAUGGAGACCAAGGAGUUACUCAAGAGGCGCCUUUCCCGGAAGCUUUAAUUAGCACUAUCGGUCAGAAACAUAACUUCUGUGUUAAAGUUACACAGCACAACUUAGAUGGCAAGUCUCGAUCUUUGACUGUGACCAAGAUUCUCCCUAUGGAAUCUCCGCCAGUCACAGAAGCUUCGGGAGGAAACUACAACCCAACAACCUUGGAGGACGGAUUUGAGACUGGAACGAAGGUGUGUGGAGCUUCCAAAAUCAGUGUGGAUUCGGCAGAGGGAAGUAAGAACAAUGGUGACAUUGACCAGAUGGGCAAAGCAAAACGCCUCAAGCGUGGGGUGUAGAUUUUACGUGGGUCGUAACAUGUCUUGCAUGGGAGUACGUUUAAAGUUUGUUUUUUUUUUUUUUUUUGCUCACUCUGUUAUUGACUUAUGAUUUCUUUCAAUUUCUCUAAAGUUUUUUAAUUACUCUGAAUGUUUAAGUUUUGAUAAUCAUUAUUCUACUU
Brassica rapa (field mustard) is the source of this 1748-nucleotide messenger RNA. RefSeq lists its product as uncharacterized. NCBI's taxonomy places the organism in Eukaryota, Viridiplantae, Streptophyta, Magnoliopsida, Brassicales, Brassicaceae. The record is from RefSeq and is a predicted model, not a curated record.